AUGAUGGCUGGCGGAUUGUCGGAGUACACUGCAGUGGGACAUGAUAACCUCCCACUUCACGUGCUGCCGCGUAUAAAGCCACGCGCUUUGAUCAUAGUGGCAGACGGUAGUGACGAGCUUGAGACGCUCGCACUGUCGGACAUUCUAGUCCGCGGCGGACUACAUGUCAUCAUUGGCUCGGUCGGCCAAGCGAAAAAUAACAUCAUCGUGGCCAACUAUGGCUUGCAUAUCCAGGCUGAAAAGUCUAUGGAUAAGUGUAGCAUCGAAAUCUUCGACUUGAUCGUUGUACCCGGGGGCGAUGGAGCCAGCCACUUGCGUGACUCAGAUCUCGUGACGAAAAUGCUGCUGGAGCAAAAGGAAGCCGGACGAUGGAUCGCUGCAAGUUCCUCAGCACCUGCGGUUGUGCUCAGCUCGCAUGGAUUGCUUGGUACUCGCGCGACGUGCUCACUUCCCCACGAGCCUGAAAUGACCCGCGAGUUCGUGGACGAAGACAUCGUCGUCGACAACCGGUGUGUAACAACCCAGGGUGCUGGUACGGUGAUCAAGUUUGCACUCACACUGGUCAAGCUGAUAAUGGGAGAAGCGGCUGCUGGGAGAGCUGCAGGUGAGCUCUUGUGUCCAUGGCCAUAG
This is a messenger RNA of Peronospora matthiolae, 630 nucleotides long. The record is from the annotation of a GenBank genome assembly. Lineage: Eukaryota; Oomycota; Peronosporomycetes; Peronosporales; Peronosporaceae.